Messenger RNA from Coregonus clupeaformis (lake whitefish), 1742 nucleotides. RefSeq lists its product as uncharacterized. The transcript has 6 exons. The record is from RefSeq and is a predicted model, not a curated record. NCBI's taxonomy places the organism in Eukaryota, Metazoa, Chordata, Actinopteri, Salmoniformes, Salmonidae. The coding region runs from base 266 to 1036 and encodes 256 amino acids.
CUGACAAUAGCUCGCCCGGCCCUAUUUCACAUGCUAAUAAACUUUCUUUAGGAGAGCACUGGUGCAUUUAGCUACGCUCAGCUCCAGCUUUAUUCUCUGUCAGCACACGAGUAACCCGAUUCCCAAGGCAACAGUUGCCACCGCAAAACACCCAAGUGAGUGCAUUUGUUUGUACUAUUUCAAUUUAAAUCCAAGUCUUAAUAGUCAUUAAAGUAAAUAUUUGAAAAGGAAGUAGUUUGCAAGUAAUAAAUUCAACUUUACUGUUAUGAAGAAUUACUUGACUGUUAUGACAUUGCCAGUUGUAAGAAGAGAGCUUAGUAGUGUGAAAGUUAAGACAGACCCUUUAGACGUUUUUCAAUGCACAAGGACCGGACUCCACUGCUGGCACAGCCCUGUCUACGGAAUGAAACUUCCUGCUGUUCGCCUGAAUUCAACACCUCUGUCUAUUCCUCGAUCCACACCUGUCCGUCAAAGUCGCUACCUUAUGGUCACUCCCCUGACAUUGCCCAUCAUCUCACCUGCCUCUGCAGCACAGCCAGCCAGCCAGUCUGUCCCCAGACUGGACCCCCUCCAUCCUCCUCUGGUCCAUAGACGAACGGUCAGCCUGGAGACCCCUGCUGUGCAUCACCACAACCACCAGAGGGCAUUGGUAAUGAAGAGAAAGGAGCAUUACACGUAUCACCAGGUGUGGCGGAAGCCAUUCUACGGAUCCUGCACUGAGAGAGAGGAGUACAGAUCGGCAGUACGUCAGCAGCUGAAGAGCCAGAUAGAGGAGAAGAGGGCGGGGCUGAUGCUGCAGUUGACCAGUAAGGCAGAGGAGGCAGAGUUUUUACAGGAAGUGGAUCGCUUGGCUCUCUCCAGUGAGAGACAGCAGAGGAUCCAGCACAGCAGAGAGAUGAGCCAGUACAGAGAUGAGAACAAGAAGCUGAUGGAGCAGAGCUGGAGGGACAGGGCACUGACUCGCUCUCUGGAUGCCCUGAGGGAGCGAGAACUGCUACGCCACAACCCCAUUAACUGGAGCGGCACACUGAAAUAGAAACGCACACCUCUGCUCACAAAUGUUCACACAUAUUCUCUUUUUCCAUAGCUAGCUUUGUAGGGGACUUCUUCACUAUCUGUUUCCUUGAAUGACUUUAAUCUACAUGCAACGGCAGUGUCUUCAGCAAUGAGCAGCAUUAGCUCAAAUUAAAUUGCUUUUAGUUCAUUUCAACAACAUGUCAAAUACAAAUGGUGAAAGAGGUUAUUGUAAAGAAAAUAGAACUCUGGGGAAUCAGAAUUCCUUAUUAAAUAAAUGGCCAUAAUGCAGAUAAGUGCUGGGAAGCUUAGACCUAACAAACAAAACAAACAUACUGGUUCUGGAACCUAAGGACAUGAUUAACAAUUCAAAUGGAGAUUAUUGAAAACAUCAUCUGGAAUGUUGAAAAUGAAGAAAGACGGAUCAUUUGAAUAAAUCUUUUAUUCUAAGCGUACUAGCUCUAGUAGCUACUCGGGAUGAGGGUGGGACAACGUGGAGGGAUUAUUAAACAGAUCACUUUGUGGAUUCAACUGCAAAUGUUGACAGUUCUGAUAAAAUACAUUUGUGCAUUUCAUUGUACAGUACCCCAUUUUACCUGGUGCUGAUCAAACUCGAUGUAUCACACACAUCAAACAGAUACAGAAUAAAAAUCAGAAAAAUGUAUUUGCAAAAAAAGAUGUUCAGAAAUUAGUUAUUGCAAAACAAUAAAAAUGGGUGUUCACUAGGA